Papaver somniferum (opium poppy) is the source of this 950-nucleotide messenger RNA. RefSeq names its product ankyrin repeat domain-containing protein 30A-like. The transcript is spliced from 4 exons. The coding region runs from base 168 to 686 and encodes 172 amino acids. Lineage: Eukaryota; Viridiplantae; Streptophyta; Magnoliopsida; Ranunculales; Papaveraceae. The record is from RefSeq and is a predicted model, not a curated record.
CAAUCAGUAUUCUAAAAGCGAAAGUUAAAAUAAAGCUGGUUAGUUGAAUAUAAAGAGAUCUAAAGACCACCACUACCAAAGAAAAAAAGAAAGAGAAUUCCAAAAUUGCAGAAAUCGUAAGAACAAGCAAGGGUUGUUGUUGCAGCAGAGGUAUUGAAGAAGAGAAGAUGCAGACACCAAAACAUCAACAGGCUCAGCUUCAGACCACGAGUAGCAAUAUAAGUAGCAGUUUUAGCAGUGUGGAUAUUCAAUCAAUAGAAGUUAAAGAUGAAGAGAUGUCAAGAUCAGCUUUGAAUACUUUCCGACUCAAAGAAGAAGAGAUUGAGAAGAAGAAAAUGGAGGUUAGCCAGAAAGUUCAAGCUCAGUUGGGUCGUGUUGAAGAAGAAACUAAACGUUUGGCAGAGAUUCGAGAAGAACUUGAAUCAUUGACAGACCCAACAAUGAAGGAAGUUGCUACGGUUAGGAAGAAGAUCGAUAUCGUAAACAAAGAGCUAAAGCCGUUGGGUCAGACCUGCCAGAAGAAGGAGAAGGAAUACAAAGAUGCACUCGAAGCAUUUAACGAAAAGAACAAGGUGAAAGCUCAACUAAUUGGGAGAUUAAUGGAGCAGCUUGUCAGCGAAAGUGAAAAAUUGAGGAUGAAGAAACUGGAGGAACUGAGCAAACACAUUGAUUCCAUGCACUUAUGAGAUGUUGUCUGCAAAAUGAUCAUGACUAAACAAAAACAGGAGUACUGCUUGUUGUAUUUAAGAUGACUUUGCUUCUUCUUCUUCUUCUAUUUUUUUUUUCUUUUUUCCGGGGUGUCUUUUACUUGUGUAUUAUGUAUGGCUUGUAUUUCUGUUUUUCAUUGGAUUCUAAUGGAGGGUUGUGCUGAUUUAGGAAUGUAAUAUCCUCUAAAACAAAACAGGUUUGUAACAAAUGACAUGUUUUAACUUCCUGACUUAUUCGUUUCA